This is a messenger RNA of Acaulospora morrowiae, 1230 nucleotides long. The record is from the annotation of a GenBank genome assembly. NCBI's taxonomy places the organism in Eukaryota, Fungi, Glomeromycota, Glomeromycetes, Diversisporales, Acaulosporaceae.
AUGUCUGCCGUGUCCACCGCUUCUCCUGUUUCCAUUCCACAUCCUCAUUCCCAACUUUAUACUUGUUUGGCUUGUCAAGUCGCCUUUAACACUGCUGGGGAUCAAAGAAGCCAUUAUGGUACUGACUGGCAUCGUUACAAUUUGAAAAGAAAGGUUACCGAGUUACCCCCUAUUACAUAUAGUGCAUUUGAAAGAAAAGUUUUAGCUCAGCAAGCCCUCAGCAAGAGUGCGAUCGAAGAAAGCAGUUUCUCUGCCGAAUGCUCUGCUUGCGGCAAAACCUACUAUUCAAAAAAUGCCUAUGCGAACCAUUUGCAAUCCAAUAAACACAAAAUCUCUGAAACCAAAGCUGCUCAAGAAGGUAAGUUACAGAAAAAGAAAAGCUCGGCGAAUUUGCAAAAGGAUGGUGACGCUCUUCAGGAAGAAGUAGUACAACAAAGUAUCGAGGAGGUAAUCGACAAAAAAAUUGCAGCUUCCGUACGAUUGGAGGAGAUUGACUGCCUCUUCUGUACACAAAGAUCCGAAUCCUUUAGUGCCAACAUGACACAUAUGACCAAAGUUCAUAGCUUUUUCAUUCCAGAAGCAGAGUACCUGGUAGAUCUUUAUGGUCUGAUCAAGUUUUUAGGCGAAAAAAUUUCGGUUGGCAACGUAUGUCUAUAUUGUAAUGGAAGGGGUAAAGGUUUAAAGAGCAUUGAGGCUGUGCGAAAGCAUAUGGUCGAUAAGGGCCAUUGCAAAAUAGCUUAUGACAGAGAUGAAGAUAUAAUGGAAAUUGUAGACUUUUAUGAUUUUACUUCCAGUUAUCCCGUUGAAGAAAGCGAGGAAGGGUGGGAGCACGUCAAUGAUGAUGAAUGGGAAGAUAUUGAAGACGAUGCAGACAGAAAUGUGGACAAAGAAGAACUCCCUGGGAGUGGAUCAAUAUACGAAGAUGACAUGGAACUAGUGUUACCCUCUGGGGCUCGCCUUGGACAUCGUUCAUUACGGAGAUAUUACAAACAAAGCCUGCGGCCUGAAGAGGAACGUGAUUCUAUCAUAAUUAAUCGUCUAAUUACUCAAUAUGGUGAAAGUUUUGGUUACACCCGAAAUCCUGGAGGCGUGUUUGCUACUAAAGGUGGUCGAGUCAAGCGAAAUCAAACUAUAGCCAUUCAGGAUAAACGUCGUCAGCAAGAAUUCGAUUCACUUGUUGGAGUGAAGGCCAACAAGUUACAACGUCAUUUCAGGGCACAAAUAUUAUAG